UGAGCGCUUUGACUGCCCCAUGUUUUAGCAAUCUAAGCGGACGAGGGACCUUCUUUGGCGCAUGCAAAGGAUCGGCAGUACGCCAAUGCGUCUGACGGAGAUGAGGGCGAGUCAGUCAACACCACAGGAGCUCCUGCUUAGACUCGCAGCUCUCAAGAAGCCCUUGGUUCUGUGGUUCGAUCCGACUUCCUUCAAGAAAGUCAGCUCAGGUGACAGAUCUAAGGGCUUCUUGAGAGAUGCCAGCAAAAGCGCGAGCUCCUUCUACUGGCACUCUCGAAGCUGGUACGGCGCUCUGCAAGAUGUGAGAUGUCGUUUCCGCUUUGCUCUGCGAGCGACGCUUCUCUCGUCGCAGAACAAUCACGCUGCAUACAACGCAGGCUCCACCUCCUAGCCUGGAAAAAUGAGCGAUUUCGCACUGCUGGAGUCUGCUCGCGCAGCCGUCCAGACCCAGUCGGGCCGCGCUGCCCUCUACGGAACUUCACACCAGGUAAAACAUGCCGAGCGCCUUCUGGCGCUAUGUCGUGGCUAAGGCGGGCCAGCCCAUCGCUGACGUGGUCACAGUGCCUCAAAAUAUCCCCCUACCCCCCUCCCCCCCUCUCCUCUCCCCCUCCCCCCGCCUGUGCCAUCGACUCUACCCUACGCAAGAAGCACGGGCUCAGUCGAGGAGCCAAAGCCAGAGAAGGCGCACGAAAAAAUGCUGCGCGCGAUCAAGGACCUGCGCGACGCCUCUCGCGAGAUGACCAAGGAGGAUGUGGCUGUCUAGGAAGGUCUCGUGCACGAGCCUCUCAAGCAGCUCUCGGUCGACUUACCUGCCGCGGUUGACCAGAUGCACCGAGCCCAGCUAGAUCGAUACAGUCGCCUCAAGGCCGCGGUUUGAGUCUAGCUGAGCGGCAUGGACUUUCAAAAGAGCGUGGCGAUCCAGC
Ceraceosorus guamensis is the source of this 923-nucleotide messenger RNA. RefSeq lists its product as hypothetical. The transcript has 8 exons. The record is from RefSeq and is a predicted model, not a curated record. Lineage: Eukaryota; Fungi; Basidiomycota; Exobasidiomycetes; Ceraceosorales; Ceraceosoraceae. Bases 307 to 822 code for a protein of 171 amino acids.